Cylicocyclus nassatus is the source of this 1506-nucleotide messenger RNA. The record is from the annotation of a GenBank genome assembly. NCBI's taxonomy places the organism in Eukaryota, Metazoa, Nematoda, Chromadorea, Rhabditida, Strongylidae.
AUGGCUCAAAAACGGCAAGACAUUCAAGGGAUACGUGGCUGGGCGAUUGCUUUGGUUGUCACAUUUCAUUUCUUUCCUGCUUAUUGCCCGAAUGGAUAUGUUGGAGUAGAUAUGUUCUUUGUCGUAUCUGGCUUUCUUAUGGCUAUGAUCAUAACAAGAACGGAGAUGGCAGCUUCGUUUUGUCAGAACUUCUAUUACAGAAGAAUCAAGCUAAUCUUACCGCUGUAUUAUAUGACGUCCGCGGCGAUAUUAUUGCUUGUAGUAUCAAGACUGCCUUCAUUCCGACUCAUAAAUUUCCCUAGUUUACGCAGAGCUAUAUUUCUCAUUACAAACUUCAGGCUGUAUGAGAACGAUCCUGCCAUGGAUCACGAAAAAAUGCUGUCAAAUGCGGACGAUCUCUUUACUCAUACUUGGUCAUUAUGUGUCGAGAUGCAAUGGUAUUUGUUGGCUCCACUUCUCUUCUUCGUGCAAACUUUGUUACCUUUACGGAGGGUGCUUUUCUUUUUGGGGAUCACAUGUAUUUCUCUCGGUUUCUAUCUCACUACUGACAGCAACACUGCUUUCUACAACACAUUUGCUAGGAUGUGGCAAUUUUGUGUUGGCAUUAUCGCCUUUUUGAGUGGUGAAAAUCUCGAAAGAGAAGCGAGUCUAGUGAUCAAGGAUGACUACAGUUCAAAGACGGAAGCUUUGAUGCGUCAACUCAAUGCUGCGGAAGCUGAAGAUGCACAACAUAUGUGGCAUAAGGAAUGCAAAUACAGCAGGAGGUUUGCAAACAUAACACCUCCAACUGGAUUUUGUGAAAUUAAGAAUGGAAAUGGCAGAAUAGACAUGCUAAUCGCUGGAAAUAGCUUUGCCUGUAACCAAGGCGAUGUCAUUUACAAGGCAUUUAAACGGUAUGCAAGGCAGUUCAACAUAUUUUGUAUAUCAAGAUGUGAAAUGUUUUAUCCCAAUUGUCGAUUUUCCUUCAACUUUACUCAGGUAGUGAAAGAACUGAAACCUGAAGUCGUAUUCAUGAUAGAUAGAGCUAUCACCAUGAAAGCUCCGCUCAAUGUGUCAAAACCAAUCGAUGAUGACAGAGUCUUCGGUCUUUUCAUGAAAACACUGAAACUCCUCGAAAAAACAACUAGAAAGGUCUACAUCUUACAAGCAUUACCAAGCUGUAAACUUGGCUGCGCUAAUAGAGCUGUGAAUUACUUACAAAAAGAAAGACCUCUGAACACAAUCAAAGAUGGCCUCAUAGAGAAGGAUGAGUUUUUCUUUUUCGCUCGUCAUCGGAUAUGGGAAAUUGGAAAAAGAUGCAAAAACUGUGAGAUAGUGGACUACAUGCCAGUGCUUGUUGAUAAGAAAGGUCGCUACCUUGGUUACAACCCUGAAACAAACCUCAUGUAUCUCAAUUGUAACAAUCAUUUCAAUACAUUUGGAAAACAACGCAUUCAGAUUGUUUUUGACGAGUUAGCACAGACGGAUAAAGAUUUGUAUGUGUUGUCACAUAUUAGUAAGGGUUAG